CCGCCUUCACAUCAACACUCAACUUGGCAGACCAGACCAGACCACCACUCUCCCGCCACUGAACCUCCCCCUGACAUCACGAACGACAUCGAUCCACCGCCGCGCAUCCACACAACCGCAACGAUGGUGCUCGAGGCGACGAUGAUAGUCGUCGACAACAGCGAGAGCAGCAGAAACGGAGACUAUGUGCCGUCACGGUGGGAAGCGCAGGUUGAUGCCGCCAACCUCAUCUUCCACUCCAAGACACAGGCGAAUCCCGAAUCGUCAGUCGGUCUCAUGAGCAUGGGCGGCAAUGGGCCUGAGGUGCUCACUACCCUCACCACAAACCCGGGCAAAGUGCUCGAUGGCCUGCACCGGACACGCGUGAAGGGCGAGUCGCACCUCUACACCGGAAUCAUGAUUGCUUCGCUUGCCCUCAAACAUCGUCAGAACAAAUCGCAGCGCCAACGAAUCAUCGUCUUCACGUGCUCGCCCAUCGCCGACUCCUCGAGCACCUUGACCAAACUCGCGAAGCGCAUGAAGAAGAAUAACACCAGCGUUGACAUUAUUGCCUUUGGCGACCUGACAGACGAGAACCUUGAUAAGCUACGCGCAUUCAAUGAGGCGGUCAAGUCCAACGACGGCUCACAUCUGGAAAUUGUGCCCCCGGGACCCAAUCUUUUAUCGGACACGAUAGUAGCAUCGCCGCUUCUAGCAGGCGAGGGUGGCGGUGCUGCAGCAAAUGCAGGUGGAGCAGGCGGUGAUGCCGGAGGUGGCAACGAUUACGAAUUUGGUGUUGAUCCAAACCUUGAUCCGGAACUGGCACUUGUGUUGCGCAUGAGUAUGGAGGAGGAGAAGGAGCGACAAGAGCGUGACAAGAAGGCUCGAGAGGAAGCCGAGGGCAAGACAAAUCUCGAGAGUGUGCCGGAAGAGCAACCUUUAUUGGACAGCAGCGGUGAGCCGAGUGGAUCAGGCAGCGCGAAGAAGGACGACAAGAAAGAUGAUGAUAAGAUGGAUACGGCAUGAGCAUCAUAUUCAGUUGUGCCAGAAGAGAGAGCACUAGAAUCUGUAAUAUACCAUCACAAAUGCGAGGCAUAGUAUGUCGGAGCAUGCAGCUUAAAGACUUGACCCUGAAAUGUUCACUGUUAUAG
Messenger RNA from Sphaerulina musiva SO2202, 1130 nucleotides. Its product is annotated as 26S proteasome non-ATPase regulatory subunit 4. Gene Ontology annotation, cellular component: proteasome regulatory particle, base subcomplex; cytosol; nucleus. Gene Ontology annotation, biological process: proteasome-mediated ubiquitin-dependent protein catabolic process. The transcript is spliced from 2 exons. Bases 124 to 1005 code for a protein of 293 amino acids. The record is from RefSeq and is a predicted model, not a curated record. Gene Ontology annotation, molecular function: polyubiquitin modification-dependent protein binding. NCBI's taxonomy places the organism in Eukaryota, Fungi, Ascomycota, Dothideomycetes, Mycosphaerellales, Mycosphaerellaceae.